AUGAGAGUUGUAUUGGUAAACGAUACAUCUGCUGAAGAGUUCUCCAAGCAAUUGCUGUUAAUCGGUAAUGGCCGUGUAGCUGUUGAAGAAUCGACCGGAUUAAUUGCAUUUCUUUCAAAUUUUUGCAAUUUCGUUUCAUCAAAAGACGAACUCAUCAAUGAAGUAUUUCCGAUCAUUGAUAAUCAUAAAAACAAAAAAUGGUUGAGUGAGCGAGCAAUUUUGGCAGCUAAGAACAAAGAUGUGAAUGACUUAAACUUUGUAAUUCAAAAUCAAAUCGUUGGUACUCUGCAUACAUUCAAAUCUAUUGACUAUGUAACAAACGAAGAAGAAGUUACCAACUAUCCAACUGAAUUUUUGAACUCCUUGGAUGUGCCUGGCUUACCACCGCACAAUUUACAAUUAAAGAUUGGUUCGGUAGGCAUUAUGCUUCGAAAUCUAAACCAACCAAAACUAUGCAAUGGAACGCGUUUAGUGAUAACAAAACUGAUGGCCAAUGUGAUUCACGCAAUGAUACUCAAAGGAAAAUUCAAAAGUGAUGAAGUUCUCAUUCCGAGGAUUCCAAUGAUCUCAAUCGAUAUGCCCUUUGAGUUUAAACGAAUUCAAUUUCCUAUACGGAUUGCAUUCGCUAUGACUAUAAAUAAAUCACAAGGCCAAUCCUUUAGUGUUUGUGGUCUGAAUCUAGAAAAUGCAUGCUUUUCUCAUGGUCAAUUGUACGUGGCAUGUUCACGUGUAGGCAAACCAUCUGCUUUAUUUGUUCUUGCGCCUAAUAAAAAAACAAAAAAUAUCGUAUAUCACAAGGUUUUUUAUUGA
Molecule: messenger RNA, 810 nt
Organism: Teleopsis dalmanni
Lineage: Eukaryota; Metazoa; Arthropoda; Insecta; Diptera; Diopsidae
Product: ATP-dependent DNA helicase pif1-like
Exons: 1
Coding region: 1-810 (269 amino acids)
Source: RefSeq, a predicted model, not a curated record